Molecule: messenger RNA, 942 nt
Organism: Heterobasidion irregulare TC 32-1
Lineage: Eukaryota; Fungi; Basidiomycota; Agaricomycetes; Russulales; Bondarzewiaceae
Exons: 2
Coding region: 1-327 (108 amino acids)
Source: RefSeq, a predicted model, not a curated record
AUGGUGAUCAGUCUCUACUGUAUCUAUCUCUCCGUCCAUCCAUCCAUCGGCGGUCCGUCCGUCUGGACGAUGCAUAUCCCUAUCAGCGAUCGGGCUGCGAGAUCUGAGACGUGCGUGCGUUUUGAGGGCUCUCUGCGAAGAGCGUGGCCCAGCCCUCUGCAGCGGCGAGUCGCCUUCCUUCGCACCCCAGAUCCCACGCGACCCAGCGACAUGGUGACCCCCAGCUCUCCCGCGUUCGCGGGUCGUCCUCCGCUCCCUUCCAUCUCCUCCCGCCGCGCUCCGUCCCGUUGCACCCCGGACAUGCGUGCAGGGCCGGCUGCUUUGUGACUUGACCUCCACGCUGAAACCAUCCGCAUCACCCUUGCCGAUCGCGCUGGCCGAUCGGCGCUGACCUGUGCAAAGCGCCCUUUGUCACCCACUGUCUGUGUAUCCCCAUGGUCCCCCGCGCGUGCCGGGCCUCGACGCGGCGUGCGCGAUCGGCGCGCCUCCCAUCGAUACUGACGUCGAACCGUUGAUUCAACCUUUGCGAGUCGAAGAACGCGUUCAAAGCCCUCUUUCUACGCUUCGCGCACUUCGACUGGGUCUUGUGGCGCUUCACGUGUGGGAGACGGUCGACGCUGGUGUCCCGUCAGUGCAUGUAUACGCGUUCUCGAGUGUCUAGAGGCUAGACGCGCCGUUUCGUCAUCUCGCCGCGGUGCAUCAUCACAUCGGAGGGUCAUGUGUGCACGGAGAGGAGACAGGGGUGGUACAUAGGACCAGGCCGUGUGUGUCACCCCGUUCCGCGCAUUCUCACACUUGCGUCGGUGCGACGGGCUGUUGCUCCUCGUUAGGCGUCAUCUGCUCGCGGGCAGACGAGCUUCGCGGAACGGCACGCUGCUACACAACGUCACUCCUCGCGUUCUAUCGAGGAGUCUGCUCCCCAGUUGGAUCCACGACAUGUGC